GUUGCGGCGGCUGGUGGAAGCAGCGUCCGGCAUGGCCAGCUGGGUGUUCUGUAAUCGCUGCUUCCAGCCACCGCACCGCACGUCGUGCUUCAGCCUGACCAACUGCGGCCACGUGUACUGCGACGUCUGCCUGGGUGAAGGUGGCAAAAACGAGUGCUUGAUUUGCAAAGUCCCUUGUCGCACAGUUUUCCUUUCAAAACAUACUGACGCAGACAUCCAGGCGCUGUUCAUGGGCAUAGACGGCCUGUGUAAGAAGUACUCAAGAGAGACCUGCCAGAUUUCAGAAUUUCAAGAGAAGCACAGAAAGAGACUCUUGGCCUUCUAUAGAGAAAAGAUCACAAAGUUGGAGGAGUCCCUUCGGAGGUCAGCAUUGCGGAUGGAACAGCUGCAGGGGAUGAGAUUGUCACAGCAAACAGCUUUCAGCGCAGUAAAAACUCCAGUUUCAACUCCUUCAGCAAAGCCAGACGGACACCUGCUCUUGCCCCCUGACACGUCAGCCUCUGACAGAGUGGAGUCCAUGCAGGUUGACCAUACUCCUUCCCCGGUAAGAAAACCUGAAGUGGCAGUUGGCCCAGCAAGAAUCUCGCUGAUCAGCCCACCUCAGCACGGACGCAUGGGCAGCAUCUCCCACCACGGCCCUCAGCUCCUCGGCCUGACGCCCGGUCACAGCAGCGUGUCACAGGCUCUCAGGAUCCCGUGGCUGCCUGUCCCCUGCAGGGUGCUGUCCCAGCCAGCAGCACCCCCGGUCCCCAGCCAAGCGGCAAGAGGGGGCUCGCCCAGCCUCGGGGGCUCCCAGACGCUGGCCCCCAGGCCGCCCAUCAGCAUCUCUGCUCUGCUGCAGAGGCAGCGAGUAGGCAAGUGCGCCCUGCGUUGAAAAGGAGACGUGUGUGGAGGGUGUCUACGUACAUGUGGGAGGAGUGGACCUGACAGUUGCCUGUCCCUGAGAACUGCGCUUCUGCACUUUGGUGAGAGGGGCUCACACGUGUGUGCUCCUCGGCUCUUGGCUCCCAUGCUCCGCAGGGUCUGCUGGCCUUGGGGCGGCCACACGCAAAAAGGGAACGAGGUC
Molecule: messenger RNA, 1066 nt
Organism: Lontra canadensis (Northern American river otter)
Lineage: Eukaryota; Metazoa; Chordata; Mammalia; Carnivora; Mustelidae
Gene: RNF212
Product: ring finger protein 212
Exons: 11
Coding region: 32-874 (280 amino acids)
Biological process (GO): reciprocal meiotic recombination; homologous chromosome pairing at meiosis; protein sumoylation
Cellular component (GO): synaptonemal complex
Molecular function (GO): SUMO transferase activity
Source: RefSeq, a predicted model, not a curated record